GGCGCGAGCUGCGGCGAGUCGGGCGCGAGCGGCGCGGGAGGAGGCGCACACGUGGCAGCAGCAGCGGCACCGGCCCGGCCGCCUCCGUCCUUCGGCCUCUCUGAUCGCCGCGCGCCGGCCGCCGAGCACCGCCACCAUGGGCAAGGGGGUUGGACGUGAUAAAUAUGAACCUGCUGCUGUGUCAGAGCAGGGCAACAAAAAGAAGCAGAAGAAGGAGAGGGAUAUGGAUGAACUUAAGAAAGAAGUUUCUAUGGAUGACCAUAAACUUAGCCUGGAUGAGCUCCAUCGGAAAUACGGAACAGACUUGAACCGAGGCUUAACCCCUGCUCGUGCUGCUGAGAUCCUGGCCCGAGAUGGACCCAAUGCCCUCACCCCUCCUCCUACCACGCCUGAGUGGAUCAAAUUCUGCCGGCAGCUGUUCGGGGGGUUCUCAAUGUUGUUGUGGAUUGGUGCAAUUCUUUGUUUCCUGGCUUACAGCAUUCAGGCUGCCACAGAAGAAGAACCUCAGAAUGAUAAUCUGUAUCUUGGGGUAGUGCUUUCAGCUGUCGUCAUCAUCACUGGUUGUUUCUCAUACUAUCAAGAAGCUAAAAGCUCCAAGAUCAUGGAAUCCUUCAAGAACAUGGUUCCUCAGCAAGCGCUUGUCAUUCGAAAUGGCGAGAAGAUGAGCAUCAAUGCCGAGGAAGUUGUGGUCGGGGAUCUGGUGGAGGUGAAGGGCGGUGAUCGGAUCCCUGCCGACCUGAGGAUCAUAUCUGCGAAUGGCUGUAAGGUGGACAACUCUUCACUCACUGGUGAAUCAGAGCCCCAAACCAGGUCUCCGGAUUUCACCCACGAAAACCCCCUGGAGACAAGGAACAUCGCCUUCUUCUCCACCAACUGUGUGGAAGGCACAGCCCGUGGCAUCGUCGUGUACACUGGGGACCGCACCGUAAUGGGAAGAAUCGCCACCCUCGCCUCGGGCCUGGAGGGAGGUCAGACCCCAAUUGCUGCAGAAAUCGAGCACUUCAUUCAUCUCAUCACGGGUGUGGCCGUGUUCCUGGGGGUGUCCUUCUUCAUCUUGUCUCUGAUCCUGGAGUACACCUGGCUGGAAGCUGUCAUCUUCCUCAUCGGUAUCAUCGUAGCCAAUGUACCAGAAGGGCUGCUGGCCACGGUCACGGUGUGCCUGACUCUCACUGCCAAACGCAUGGCGCGGAAGAACUGCCUAGUGAAGAACUUAGAGGCCGUGGAGACCCUUGGGUCCACAUCCACCAUCUGCUCAGAUAAAACUGGAACUCUAACUCAGAACCGGAUGACGGUGGCCCACAUGUGGUUUGACAAUCAGAUCCAUGAAGCUGACACAACGGAGAACCAGAGUGGUGUCUCGUUCGACAAGACUUCAGCUACCUGGAUUGCUCUGUCCAGGAUUGCAGGCCUCUGUAAUCGCGCUGUGUUCCAGGCGAACCAGGAGAACCUCCCUAUCCUGAAGCGGGCUGUGGCGGGAGACGCCUCAGAGUCGGCGCUCCUGAAGUGCAUCGAGGUGUGCUGCGGCUCCGUGAAGGAGAUGCGGGAGCGCUACGCCAAGAUUGUGGAGAUCCCCUUCAACUCCACCAACAAGUACCAGCUGUCCAUCCAUAAAAACCCCAACACGAACGAGCCCCGGCACCUGCUGGUGAUGAAAGGCGCCCCCGAGAGGAUCCUGGACCGCUGCAGCUCCAUCCUCCUGCACGGCAAGGAGCAGCCCCUGGACGAGGAGCUCAAGGACGCCUUCCAGAAUGCCUACCUGGAGCUGGGCGGCCUCGGGGAGCGCGUGCUGGGUUUCUGCCACCUCUUGCUGCCUGAUGAGCAGUUUCCCGAAGGAUUCCAGUUUGACACCGAUGAUGUGAACUUCCCCGUCGACAAUCUCUGCUUUGUUGGACUCAUCUCUAUGAUCGACCCUCCUCGGGCAGCUGUCCCCGAUGCUGUGGGCAAGUGCCGAAGUGCUGGAAUUAAGGUCAUCAUGGUUACUGGAGACCAUCCCAUCACAGCCAAAGCCAUUGCCAAGGGUGUGGGGAUCAUCUCGGAGGGCAACGAGACUGUGGAGGACAUUGCUGCACGCCUCAACAUCCCUGUGAGCCAGGUGAACCCCAGAGAUGCCAAGGCAUGUGUGGUACAUGGAAGUGAUCUGAAGGACAUGACCUCUGAGCAGCUGGAUGACAUUCUGAAGUACCACACAGAGAUCGUGUUUGCCAGAACCUCUCCUCAGCAGAAGCUUAUCAUUGUGGAGGGUUGCCAGAGGCAGGGAGCAAUUGUGGCUGUGACUGGGGACGGUGUCAAUGACUCCCCAGCUCUGAAGAAAGCAGACAUUGGUGUCGCCAUGGGGAUCGCGGGCUCCGAUGUGUCCAAGCAAGCUGCAGACAUGAUUCUCCUGGACGACAACUUCGCCUCCAUUGUGACGGGGGUGGAGGAAGGUCGCCUGAUCUUUGAUAACUUGAAGAAAUCCAUUGCCUACACCCUGACCAGUAACAUUCCAGAGAUCACCCCCUUCCUGAUAUUUAUUAUCGCCAACAUUCCUCUCCCUCUGGGCACCGUCACCAUCCUCUGCAUCGAUCUGGGCACAGACAUGGUUCCUGCCAUCUCCCUGGCUUAUGAGCAAGCUGAAAGUGACAUCAUGAAGAGACAGCCCAGGAACCCCAAAACAGAUAAGCUUGUGAACGAGCGUCUGAUCAGUAUGGCCUAUGGGCAGAUCGGCAUGAUCCAGGCCCUGGGGGGCUUCUUCACAUACUUCGUGAUUCUGGCGGAGAAUGGCUUCCUCCCCAUCCACCUGCUGGGUAUCCGCGUGGACUGGGAUGACCGUUGGAUCAAUGACGUGGAGGACAGCUAUGGACAGCAGUGGACUUACGAGCAGAGGAAGAUUGUGGAGUUCACCUGCCACACCGCCUUCUUUGUCAGCAUCGUGGUGGUGCAGUGGGCCGACUUGGUCAUCUGUAAGACCAGGAGGAAUUCCGUGUUCCAGCAGGGCAUGAAGAACAAGAUCCUGAUCUUCGGCCUCUUUGAAGAGACAGCCCUGGCUGCCUUCCUUUCCUACUGCCCCGGAAUGGGAGUGGCCCUGAGGAUGUAUCCCCUCAAACCUACCUGGUGGUUCUGUGCCUUCCCCUACUCCCUUCUCAUCUUCGUGUACGACGAAGUCAGAAAGCUCAUCAUCCGGAGACGCCCUGGAGGCUGGGUAGAGAAGGAGACCUACUACUAGCCCCCCCCUGCACGCCGUGGAGUCCCGUGCCACUCUGCCCUCGCCCACGCCCUCUUUGUCUACUUCAGUCUCGGAGUUAAGAACUCUACCCUGGUAGGAAAGCACCGAAGCAUGUGGGGAGCGAGACGUCCAGGAAUGAAGCAUGUCACUAUAUGGGGGGAGGGGGGGGGGGCUGCCUGAGAACAUCGUUUGGGAUGACAGCGGGGAAGGAUUUAUGUGCCUUUUUGUUUUUGUAAAAAGGAUAACCUGGAAAGCCUGAAAGAAUACAUUUUAUAUCUGGAUUUUUACAAAUAAAGGUGGCUAUUAUAAUGGA
This is a messenger RNA of Sorex fumeus (smoky shrew), 3515 nucleotides long. RefSeq names its product ATPase Na+/K+ transporting subunit alpha 1 (gene ATP1A1). Bases 137 to 3202 code for a protein of 1021 amino acids. The transcript is spliced from 23 exons. NCBI's taxonomy places the organism in Eukaryota, Metazoa, Chordata, Mammalia, Eulipotyphla, Soricidae. The record is from RefSeq and is a predicted model, not a curated record. Gene Ontology annotation, molecular function: ATP binding; ATP hydrolysis activity; P-type sodium:potassium-exchanging transporter activity. Gene Ontology annotation, cellular component: membrane. Gene Ontology annotation, biological process: potassium ion import across plasma membrane; intracellular sodium ion homeostasis; intracellular potassium ion homeostasis.